Molecule: messenger RNA, 1089 nt
Organism: Osmerus eperlanus (European smelt)
Lineage: Eukaryota; Metazoa; Chordata; Actinopteri; Osmeriformes; Osmeridae
Product: leucine-rich alpha-2-glycoprotein
Exons: 3
Coding region: 1-1089 (362 amino acids)
Molecular function (GO): protein binding
Source: RefSeq, a predicted model, not a curated record
AUGAAAUUCCUCCUUGUUCUGUUGCUCUUGGUAUACUGUUGCCAUGGAACUAUCUCAUGUCCAGAACUUUGCACAUGCUACCCAAGAAGGGCUGAGGUGGUCUGUAAUGAGGUCCCUCUCACAGACUUUCCUUCUGAAGAUCUCUCCAGAAACACCACUUCCUUGUCCAUCCAGUUCACCAACAUCAGCUUCAUCUCUGAAGACCAACUCACUGCUCUACCUGCUUUGGAAGAGCUGCACCUGUAUCACAACCAACUGAAGAGGCUUCCCUCCAAUCUUUUCCGUGGGGUUCCACGCCUGCGCAUUGUGGACCUCACAGGAAACCAGCUAAAUCAUCUCCCCGAAAAGGUCUUCAGUCAUGCUCCACUGCAAAGUCUGGUUCUCAAAAGAAACUUGAUCCAGAGUGCAGAUGCUGGGUGGUUGCCAGAGGACAGUAAUGUCACCUGGCUGGAUUUAUCAAAUAACCGCUUAACUGCUGCACCAACAGUCCUUCUGCAGAGGCUUCACCACCUAGAGAUUCUAGACCUCUCCCACAACCGCCUGGAGAAGUUGGCUGGUGAUUCACUAAGCCCUCUGACCAAGCUUGAGAGACUCAAGUUGCAGGGAAACAAACUGAGCAGUCUAGAGCCAGGAACCUUCAGCACCAACGGGAAUCUGACUCACCUGUACCUGUCAGAAAACCGACUGGAGAAGCUUCCCCUAGAUGUCUUCGAAGGGCUCCACAGUCUUAAGGACCUUAGUCUGAAUGACAACCGGUUAAGUCACAUCCCUCCUGGUGUCCUGGACCAUCUCAUCUCUCUGGAAUGUAUUGGACUGGACCUUACUCUCAACCCAUGGGUGUGUGAUGGAAAGAUGGAGUACCUUUGGAGGUGGCUGCAGAAGAACAAGGAGAAAACCUUCCUGGUAGAAAACACCACAUGUGCCAGUCCCAAGUCCUUAAAAGAGCGUCCAGUUCUAUCAUUGACCAAAAGUGAACUAAAUGCUCAGACACCUUUAGAGCUGUACAGCAAUUGGUGCAAAUACAUGUGUGGGUGGUUAAUUGUCCAUAACUUGAUGUUUGACAGCAAACUGCAAAGACAUGUCAACUAG